GAAAAUAAACGGAAGAAAAAAGAAGCUGAAUUAGGAACUUUUAAAGAUGAAAACGAUAAGGAAAUUUGUAAUUGGCUAUUACAUUACUUAUUUACUUUUCAUCAGUAUAAUUCUAAACAGAAUUUAAAUGCUUUUGCGAGUGCCGAACAAAUCCAGCGUUAUGAUUUUGGAGUAGCCGCCAGAAUGGAAGAAAAUACAGCCGCUAUUGCUAGUUUAAUUAGUAAGGCUAUUAUUAAUUUAGGACAAGGCAUCACGGGAAAAUUAAGUGAAAUACGUGGGGAAAUGGUCGCUAAUUUCCAAGAAAUUGCUAAUUUACGGCAAGAAAUAGAUAAUUUUAGGAAUAAUUUACAGGCCUUAGACAAAGAUAUUGAAAAUUUCCGUCAUGAAUUUGCUCGUCUGCAAGACAAUGUCAAGAAUUCUUUACAAUUAACUAGUCAACAAAUAACCAGUCAAUUUAGUUCGCAAAUAAGUAAUUUGCAAAGUCAGAUUAGUCAGUUGGCCAGUCGACCGGCGGCUUCUGGUUCUAGUAGCGGGGGCGUAGAUGUGAGCGAUUAUAAUGAAUUAGUUAGAAAGAGUAACAAAAAAAGCGAAAUUGUCACUAAUUUUACUAGAGAAUUAAAUAAUUGUCUCAAUCGUGGUGGCAGUAGCCAAGAAAUAGCCAAAUUAGUGCAAGAUUUUAUCGAUAAGUGGAAUACUAGUUUAUAA
This is a messenger RNA of Racocetra persica, 705 nucleotides long. The record is from the annotation of a GenBank genome assembly. Lineage: Eukaryota; Fungi; Glomeromycota; Glomeromycetes; Diversisporales; Gigasporaceae.